AUGUGCGUGAUUUGGCUGCCUGCCCGCCUGCGCGCGCCGACCGCCUCGCCAACGCCUACGCCCCGGGCCCCGUUGCCAUCCGACCCCGAAAUUGAGGUAAGGGAUGAGAAUCUGCUCAUCGACGCCGAGCGCCAACUCCCCUCCCUCCCAUUCACCUACUGGCUCAAGCAUCGCUACGAGGAGAACAAAUUUUAUAAGUCAAAUGACUGCGCGCCUUUCCCCUCAGUGUUCGACCUCGAGUAUUCCGACAUGUACUGGCAAACGCUGCGCACGAGUCAGGGCGUGUUUCAUUUUUACGGCGCCUAUCUUGAUGUUCGAAACGCUUCUCACACCGGCCCCACCGUGCGGCUGCUGGCCUUGCACGACCGCAUCCAGCCGACGCUGGUCACGUACUGCCAGCUCUGGUUCGAAGAACGAUCCAGCCCUGUGUUGGUGCUCAUACUCGAGUACGUGUACAUGUGGCCCAGAGUGUGGGGAAACUACCGCGACGGCGUCCUGCUGCCGUACCUUAUAGCUUGCGUGCUGCCGGCCGACGUGCGCGCGCUGCGGCCAGCCGCCGUGUCGCUGGUGGAGCAACCGUGCGACCGCGCCACCAACUGCCUGCGCGUGCACUUCGACGAGCCACCCGACCGUACUCAAAAGGAGUUCGCCGUCUGUGUCAAGGGGCUCGACUUCCUGCACGAGGACCUAUCCGUGCGCCUCGUUGAGUGGAUAGAGCUCUUGCGGUUGCUUGGUGCCGACAAAGUAUUCUUCUACGAAUUUCAAGUCCACCCCAACAUCAGCAAAGUUCUAGCGUACUACCGCGCGCGGGGUAUAGUGGAGAGCUCGCCGAUCACACUGCCGGGCGGGCGGCCCAACUUUCCGGGCCUGCAGCACGUGUAUAUGAAGAAGAGAGUGACGCACAAGCGGCAGAUGGAAUUAGUGCCGUACAACGACUGCCUGUACCGGCACAUGUACCAGUACCGCUGGCUUACGUUGUUUGAUAUCGAUGAAGUUAUCGUGCCGAUGCAAGACCCCGAUUGGAAGUCGCUGCUAAAGCGCGUGACGUCACUAUCCGCGCCGGUGUCAGGAAAACCGCCUUGCUCUUCCUACUUAGCGCGAAAUGUAUAUUACCUAGACGAGCAGAAGCCCACGCCUCACUGGGCGCCGGGCGCGCCGCACUACAUGUACAUGCUGCACCACGUCCACCGCACGCGCAACUUCACCAAACCCGACUCGAACAUCAAGGCUUUCCACGAGACGGGGCGCGUUCUAGCACUGCACAACCACUUCCCGGUAUCGUGUAUCGGCGGGCAGUGCUCGGCGUACCCGAUGGGAACUACACAGGCGCGCCUGCACCACUACCGCGCCAACUGCGCACGUGAGCUGAGCAAGGAAGUGCGCGCCGAGCCAGUGCGCGACGCCGCUCUGUGGCGGUGGGCUGACCGACUUAUCCCUCGCGUCACGCAAGCUCUCACCGAGUUAGGGCUGUUACUCCCCGAGCCCCCCGCUAGCAAGACCUCGUCUACUCAUACGCCGACUAAAUCUAGUCACCAGCGUAAUGGAACAAGAAGAAGAGAGAGAGAGAACGAAGAGAUAGUUUAG
Molecule: messenger RNA, 1584 nt
Organism: Cydia strobilella
Lineage: Eukaryota; Metazoa; Arthropoda; Insecta; Lepidoptera; Tortricidae
Exons: 1
Coding region: 1-1584 (527 amino acids)
Cellular component (GO): cytoplasm
Molecular function (GO): glycosyltransferase activity
Source: RefSeq, a predicted model, not a curated record